Messenger RNA from Octopus sinensis (East Asian common octopus), 3409 nucleotides. RefSeq names its product CCR4-NOT transcription complex subunit 4. The transcript is spliced from 19 exons. The coding region runs from base 209 to 2821 and encodes 870 amino acids. Gene Ontology annotation, cellular component: CCR4-NOT complex. Gene Ontology annotation, biological process: protein ubiquitination. NCBI's taxonomy places the organism in Eukaryota, Metazoa, Mollusca, Cephalopoda, Octopoda, Octopodidae. Gene Ontology annotation, molecular function: RNA binding; ubiquitin-protein transferase activity; metal ion binding. The record is from RefSeq and is a predicted model, not a curated record.
GAGACGAAAAGCAAAUAACAAUAUUAUCAUAAUUUGAAUCCAAAACGUAGAACAGUAAACUAGCAAAGGGAAUUUAGUACUGCGUUCUACAGUUUGUUACAAGGCUUAUCAUCAAAAACACCGUCAUGUCGCCGAAGACUGGUUUUUUAGAUUCGCUUGUACGACAUUCCUGAAAAUAACGUCGAACUGAACUAGAAAUCCAAAAAUCAUGUCUGGUGAAGAUCAAAUAGAGUGUCCACUAUGUAUGGAUCCUCUGGAAAUAGAUGAUAAAAAUUUCUUCCCUUGUACAUGUGGUUAUCAGAUAUGCAGAUUUUGUUGGCAUAGAAUAAGAACAGAUGAAAAUGGGUUGUGUCCUGCAUGUAGGAAGCAAUACCCUGAAGACCCUGCAGAAUUCAAACCACUCACAGAGGAUGAAUUACAUAGGAUAAAGAAAGAAAAGAGACAGAAAGAUCUACAGAGGAAGCAGAAAGCAGCUGAAAACAGAAAACAUUUAGCAAAUGUUAGAGUUGUUCAAAAAAAUCUUGUUUUUGUUGUGGGUCUAUCUCAAAGGUUAGCAGAACCUGACGUAUUAAAAAAGCAUGAAUAUUUUGGUAAAUUUGGAAAGAUCCACAAAGUUGUCAUUAAUCAAAGCACAUCUUAUGCAGGGGCCCAGGGUCCAAGUGCCAGUGCAUAUGUAACAUACAACAGAUCUGAAGAUGCUCUGAAAGCUAUUUUAGCAGUCAAUAACGUUCAUGUAGAUGGUCGAACACUGAAAGCAUCACUGGGCACAACAAAGUACUGCAGUCACUUUCUCAAAGGAGCGCAAUGUCCUAAAUCAGAUUGUAUGUAUUUACAUGAGUUAGGGGAAGAGGCAGCAAGUUUUACAAAAGAAGAAAUGCAAAUGGGUAAACAUCAAGAAUAUGAACAGAAAUUGUUAGAACAGUUUAUGAAUUCCCAAAAUUUAGCAAAUAACCAUGUAACAUCCAGUAAAACUAUAACUUCAAGUAGGAAAAAAUCCUCGUCACCUGUCACAGUUGAACAGUCAUCUCCACCCCAACAGUCAACACUACUCCAGCAAACAACAGAACUGCAGUUCCUCUCAACAGGGUCCUCUUCCUCCUCUUCUUCCUCUUCUUCCUCCUCUUCCUCUUCAGCUUCUUCCACUUCCUCUUCUCUGGUGGUGGGAUCUGGUUUAGCAGCCAGUCAGCAACAAGCAGCACUCAAUGCAAGCAAAGAUGUCUGGCCAGUUCUGAACAGUGGUGGUGGUACAAGCAGUGCGACUACUGUUGGAACCACAAUAGUAGGGAGUAAUGUCACACCAGUUGGCAGCAAAGCAACCAGUGCUGAGAGACUCCUCAAUGGUAACAAAGUGCCCAACACAACUAGACAUCAUACUCACAGACCAAGCACACCAACCAAACAGAACAAAUGUCUUAGAGACAAACGAGAUCCUGAUAAAUUAUCAAUGGUAGAAAAUUACAGUAAUGGUUCAAUUGAUUCCCCAAAUAUUCGGGUUUCAACAUCGUCGUCCUACUCAGCACCAUCGCCAACUUCAGCAGUCCACAUGAAUGAUGCAUUUGCUACCGCAAUGAAUCCAUCUCUAACACUUAUGGGCAUAAACCAGGUAUCACGACAAGUGCUGGAAAAAAGGAAUGCAGACAGUCUUUCAUUUUUCAGUGGUAAUGGCUUCUCUAGUGGCAGCGAGAGGGAGACAACAAAAAAUUCCGCAAUCCAGCAUUCUACGGGAAUCCCGGAGUCCUUACCUUCUCUGGAAAUCCCAGACACAAUUCCAGUAACAAGUGCAACUGACUGGCAAGCAGCAUUUGGAUUUGCACCAAAGAGUGUUGAUUAUCAAGAUGAUGAUCUUGGUUUCGAUCCUUGGAAUGAAUCUUCAAAAGCAUUAGCUGAUCUCAUGGAGAAGGAGAAUGGCAAUAGAGAUAUCAGGGAAAACCCUAACAAAUACCUGCACCACCACCACCCACAUCUCCACCACCCACAACAACAACCACAACACCCACCAACACCGCCACAGCAACAACCUCAGCAGCAGACUUUGAAUAUUGCACACCAAGCUUAUAGAAAUAAUAUGCGGCCCCCAAUCCACACUCCAAACAUACCACCAGGUUUCUCUAUAGGUCAUUUACAACAGCUGCAGCAGCAAAUAAAGCAGCAACACCAUCAACAGCAGCAGCAGCAGCAACAACAACAACAACAGCAACAGCAGCAGCAGCAGCAGCAACAACAACAACAGCAGCAGCAUCAACAGUUACAUCAACAGAUGUUCCGACAAGAAUUCAAUAGUGGCAAAGUGGUGGAAUAUAUUUACAACCAACCAAAAUUACCUCAACAGCCUGUGCAGAAUUCUUUUCAUACAGUCUUACCAGAAAUGCAUCUCCAGGGUAAAGAGCAGCUGAUGCAAAACAGUUCACAACACGAUGGUUUUCAUCUGAAAGAUCUACAAGAUGGCUUGCGGGCCUUAUUGCCAAAUAUCAACAUAAGCUUUGGUGCAUCUCCAUCCCAACCACCUCCCCCACAGCAGCAGCCCUCCUCCUCUACACCGUGUACCGUACAACAGUCACAAAAUAACCCUACUCAAAAAAUUAUUAAUUUUACAGGUAAUUUCUCACAUAUGCCAGAUAAUCCACACUGGAUGAAAUCCAUCCAACAACUGACAGAAUUUGAUUCACAAGGUCACACACACAGGCCUUUUGUACAGCAUUUUCCGGUUAGAGGUGCUGGCUGGGUACCACAGACUCACAACCCUCCACCAGGCUUUCAUACACAGAUCCGACCCCCAACUCAGACUACAGAACCACAUAAGAUGACUGAGGGUUUACAAUGAGAGACUUUGGUGCCGGACCUUACUACAUACCCAGUGUGCUUUCUGCCUGUUUUCUUUGUUAAAGAUGCAAUCUUAGCAGUUUCUACUUCACACACAGAUGCCACACCCAUCAGCCAGAGGGGGAUCGCUCUCAUCCUCCACUCUCAACUUUCUUCAGUUUAACAAGGAAAUUGGAAUAUUUUAAACAUUGGUUUGAAUUCCACUCAAGUAUAUAUACUAUAAUUUUUUUUUUGUUUUGGGGUUUUCUCAAUCAGAUUAUAUCUCUCUCUCCCUCUCUCAAUCUUUGGUUCUUUCUUUAUCUCUUUCCUUCUCUCUCUUUCUUUCUCUAUAUAUAAAUAUAUGACUAAUUAAGAAUUUUAUUGAAAUAUUUUUUUCUAGAAUUUGGUAAUUUGAAAAAAAAUAUAACAGCGAGGCUGUCUUGUUCUUGAAUUACUCUCUUGCUAUCUCUGUCUACCCUUCUUUAGCUCUGUCUCUGUAAUCCUCUCUCUCUCUCACCUUAGCUCUAACUGUCUCUGUAGUUUUUGCUGCCUCUGUGUAGCUCUGUCUCACACAUAUAUAUAUAUAUACACACAUAUAUAUAUACAUAUA